UUUACAGAAGAUAGUAUGAAAUUUGUAAAAUAUCUCUUCCUCCUGCUGGUUCUCCUUCUUGUUUCUUCUUUGCUCCUGGAGAGCGCAGGAGUGGGAAGCAAAGAAGAGAGAAGGGAGAGACGAAGAAGGCGACGAAAAAACAAAAACAAGAAGAAAAACAGAACAACAACAGUCGGACUCGUAACAACGGAUUCUGAAAUUAAAGCGAUUGAAAACAUAACAAUGCCCACUAUUAUUCAACAAAGCUCAGCAGAAAAAAAAUCUUCUUCGAAAACGAUUUUGGAAAUUUCGACCACGUACCCUGUUGCUAUGGUAACCGUGGCGGAUCUUUCGCCACAAACCAAUGGUGACGGGAUGUCAAGUAUAAUUGACAUGCUUUUCGGGUAUGAUUACGACUCCUCUUAUUCUGAAUACGAUGACGAAACAACAGCUAACGAAACGUCACAGACGACCAUUGUGACAGAAGAAACCUCUGCUGUCAUGACCAACGUUGGAAUCGAUCCCAGAACAAUUAGUUCGACACACUCACUUCAAAUCGAAGAAGAAAUCACCGAAGAAAAGAUGACUUUAUCCCACAAGCGUAUGUCAUCAAAGCCUGCUGACGUCAUCACUUCUGACGUCAUGCUAGGUUGCGAUGACGAUAAAUACAGCUUGCUUGUUAAACUGAAGAUGCAGCUUCACGUUGCUAACGGAGAGAUUUCGUUCUUGGAUGCUGCUGUUAUUAAGGUCGGGGAAUACACGGAAGAACAGAAGUUGGAAAAAGUAAAAGCCCUCCUUGCGGAAAACGGACUUGCGCCGCUUCCGGAUUGCAUUCCGCCAACGAAAGAAGUUCAUGUUGGCAAAGAACCGAUUUCCAAAGAGGACGUCAAUUUAUCGACGUCUACGAAAAAGAAUGACGUCAUGAUGACGCAAUCAAAGGUGGUGACGUCGUCGACGAAAACAACGACAGUUGACGCGAUGCCACAAUUGGUCAAAGAUAUGACGUUAAGAAAUGAGAAUAUGACGUCAUCAUCUGAAGAUGCAGCUACGUCAGAAUCGGAAAAUGAAGAAAUAAAUAAAAACAAUGUCACCAACGCGAUGGGUGACGUCACUAUGACGUCACUUUCGAAGCCGCAGUGUCAGUCGCGGAUGAACGCAAGUAACUUGGAGGAAGUUCUCACUACUUCUCGGAGGAUGGAAGAAGCGGGGAUGUUGCCUCCCGGAGUGUCUCAAAGGACAGCAGCUGGCGAGAUGACGGUCAUGGAGCUGCUCAAGAUGAUGAGGGAUGCUGCGAUCAAGGCUGGGAGGAUCCCGGAAGAAUGCAUGGAGGAUCAGCAAUCGGGAAGGAUGCCGGAGCCGGAGGGGUCAUACGGUCAAAAGAAGAAACGAGAGCAACUGAAGAUGUUGCAAGGUUACAUUCAAGCUGGUUACCUACCUCCGGACACGAUCGAAAAGCUCCUCCGAGGAGACAUUACUCCGGAGUGGCUCCGAGCCAACAUCACCAACAACAGGGAGAUCAUCUUAUCCCGGAUGCCAGAAGUCCUCCGGACUCUAAUUGAAGACGGGAAGAUGCCAGAAGAUAUUGAGACCGCAAUCUUUAGUGGAAAAUAUAACUCCACAGAGAUAGCUAUGAUGAUAAUAGCAGACGAUGAUCUCAUAAAGGCGAUGCUGCCCACCGAUUUCCGAAAUAUGAUCCAGGAUCGACCGAUCCCGAUGAAGAUGAAACUGCUUCUCAUCAGCGGGAAGAAUUCCUCCGAGAUCAAAGAAGAAAUCCUCUCAGAUGACGAUCUUCUUAAAGAAGUGAUGGUCCCGUCAUCUUACUUCUUCUUCAACCUCUUCAAAGUUCAAAGGAACAGAACAAUCAAUGUCGUCAUCAGCGUACUCGUUGUCGUGGUUCUUGCUUUCGUCAUGGUCUCUUUAGGAUGCACGAUGACUGUAUCAAAGAUUAUGGAACACGCGAGAAAACCAAAAGGUGUAAUAAUAGCACUUGUUGCACAAUUCUGUAUCAUGCCCGCUUCUGCUUACGGGCUCACACAAGCCUUUCAACUGGAUACAUACGCAGCUAUUGCUGUGUUAAUAUGCGGAUGCUGUCCUGGUGGGAACUUGUCAAACAUGUUGGCGUAUUCACUUAACGGUGAUAUGGACUUAAGUAUUCUCAUGACGACGUGUUCCUCUGUUAUCGGGUUGGGCAUGAUGCCGUUAUCAAUCUACUUAUACUCAAAGCUUAUAACGCCGCUAAGCGCUGACAUCGUUCCCUUCGACAAAAUUAUCAUCAAUAUUUUGCUGACGAUCUUUCCAGUAAUUGUCGGUAUCAUUAUCAGACAUUACAGACCGCAAUGGACGACAAUUAUUAUGAGGAUCGGUGGGCUAGUUCUUCUGUUGUGUUCGAUCACCGUCGCUGUGUUGGCUGGCAUCAUGCUUGGUGAUGCCUUCUUUGUGUAUUUUCCUGUGCCUGUCCUUGCCUGCUGCGCCAUAUUACCCAUGUCCGGUUACAUUCUGGGAUAUUUCUUCGCUUUCCUGUUCAGAGAAAAUCCAAAAUGCAGACGAACGAUCUGCGUUGAGACUGGCUGUCAAAACGUCCAGUUGUGCGGAACUGUUCUAAAACUUGCAUUUGAUCCAAUUAUAGUCGGGGUUCUUUUCCUUUUACCGCUGGUUUAUAUGGCUUUCCAGGUUAUGGAGGCAUUUCUCAUUAUCAUGAUAUUCCGUGUCUACAACCGAUGCCGAGGAGGAAAAGAGAAAGGAGAGGAGAAGAGUGGGAGCGAAGAGAAAGAAGAGAAAAGGAAACAACCGGAUAUGGAACUAGAAAACGGGACAAAAAUCGAAGCUAAAGACGCCUCUCCAUUACUGAACAAAAGUACAACGAGUAAUAUAGAUGAUAUGCCGCCUCCGCCCGACCAGUUCAAACCAGUUAAAACCGACCAAGACCAGGACAGCGACAUCGAAACUUUGUGGCCGUUAAAGGGCGAGCCAACGCCGGCUUACUUGGAUUCGUUCAAAAAAGCCGGAACCGAAAACUUUGUUUAAAUGCCCAAAAAUUACACAGUUUUAAAUCAGUGUUCAUAUAUUGCGUCAUCUUAGCCAAAAUAAGUCGUGUUUCGUAUAUUUGACAAUUCCUUGGCAUAUAUUGUACUCUGGGGUAAGAUGGGACGCCGUUAGCACAUACUAUCCAACGUUUUCCAGUCGUGUUUUUAACAAUAACCAACGCUCUUUUGGUGUCGUGAGGAUACAACUAUAUAAUUCUUUAAACAUGUUGUGUUUAUUAUCAAAUAGCACGAUAAGGCGACAAAAAGACAUAAACCAUCUUACCUCAACGUACUAGGAACAGCACUAUACUUCGUGUGUAAUUUUGGACUGGUACCUUGUUUGACAUUUAUCCAACGGAGCGGUGCUCUGUUUGGCAUUUAUCCACCAAUAGACACUAUGUACGCUGUUUAUCUGCUGCUUAUUGAUUGUUAUAUAUUCCCCACAAUACUAUACCACAUGUGUGGCAAGCCCGGAAAAUCGGGCACUGCUAAAUGUAAAAAAGCGAUACUCUUUUCAGUAAAGUUCCCCUGACCUAUUAUUAACAUUCGUUAUCGUAAUUCCACGUAAUUCCCUCGUGUUCAAACAAAUGAUAUUGCUAUAUAUGAACAGCGUUUUAAUC
This is a messenger RNA of Ciona intestinalis (vase tunicate), 3622 nucleotides long. NCBI's taxonomy places the organism in Eukaryota, Metazoa, Chordata, Ascidiacea, Phlebobranchia, Cionidae. The record is from RefSeq and is a predicted model, not a curated record.